GGCCGGGGCCGGCGCCGGGGCCCGCAGCCAUGUCCAUGCUGCCGUCCUUCGGCUUCACGCAGGAGCAAGUGGCGUGCGUGUGCGAGGUGCUGCAGCAGGGCGGCAACCUGGAGCGGCUGGGCCGGUUCCUGUGGUCGCUGCCCGCCUGCGACCACCUGCACAAGAACGAGAGCGUGCUCAAGGCCAAGGCCGUGGUGGCUUUCCACCGCGGCAACUUCCGCGAGCUCUACAAGAUCCUGGAGAGCCACCAGUUCUCGGCGCACAACCACGCCAAGCUGCAGCAGCUCUGGCUCAAGGCGCACUACGUGGAGGCCGAGAAGCUGCGCGGGCGGCCGCUGGGCGCCGUGGGCAAGUACCGCGUGCGCAGGAAGUUCCCGCUGCCGCGCACCAUCUGGGACGGCGAGGAGACGAGCUACUGCUUCAAGGAGAAGUCGCGGGGCGUGCUGCGGGAGUGGUACGCGCACAACCCCUACCCGUCCCCGCGCGAGAAGCGGGAGCUGGCCGAGGCCACCGGCCUCACCACCACGCAGGUCAGCAACUGGUUCAAGAACCGGCGCCAGCGGGACCGGGCGGCCGAGGCCAAGGAGAGGUACCGCCGGGCCGGGCCGGGUUUGCAGCUCCUAACAAACGUCAUUAAAAAGAACAACUUAGAAGACAACUGA
Molecule: messenger RNA, 662 nt
Organism: Gavialis gangeticus (Gharial)
Lineage: Eukaryota; Metazoa; Chordata; Crocodylia; Gavialidae
Gene: SIX1
Product: SIX homeobox 1
Exons: 2
Coding region: 30-662 (210 amino acids)
Biological process (GO): regulation of transcription by RNA polymerase II
Cellular component (GO): nucleus; transcription regulator complex
Molecular function (GO): RNA polymerase II cis-regulatory region sequence-specific DNA binding; DNA-binding transcription factor activity, RNA polymerase II-specific
Source: RefSeq, a predicted model, not a curated record